Messenger RNA from Sphaeroforma arctica JP610, 183 nucleotides. RefSeq lists its product as hypothetical. Gene Ontology annotation, biological process: inositol phosphate biosynthetic process; inositol metabolic process. Gene Ontology annotation, molecular function: diphosphoinositol pentakisphosphate kinase activity; 5-diphosphoinositol pentakisphosphate 1-kinase activity; inositol hexakisphosphate kinase activity. The annotation marks the transcript as partial. Lineage: Eukaryota; Ichthyosporea; Ichthyophonida. The transcript has a single exon. The record is from RefSeq and is a predicted model, not a curated record.
GGUUCUGUCAAGGAGGCUCUCCUGGUGCUCAAAUGGGGCGGUGAACUCACUCAGUUGGGCCGAGAGCAGGCCAGACAGCUAGGCGAGACAUACCGCCACACGAUGUACCCAGGAGAAAGCCAUGGCCUACUGCGACUGCACAGCACCUUCAGACACGACCUGAAGAUCUACUGCUCGGACGAG